Molecule: messenger RNA, 837 nt
Organism: Adineta ricciae
Lineage: Eukaryota; Metazoa; Rotifera; Eurotatoria; Adinetida; Adinetidae
Source: the annotation of a GenBank genome assembly
AUGAUGCUUCAUAAUAACGAUCAAUCUCAAAAUGAUAAUCGCAUACAAGCUAAACGACGCCCUUUUCGCCUCAUGAGAACAUUGGUUCUUCCAAAUCAACAUUUAGCGUCCUUUGUGGAUCUGCGGCAAUGGAUGUCACCUAUUGAUGAACAGGGACACAUGCAAACUUGUGCCGCGGUAGCGUUUGCAGGAGUUUGUGAUUAUCUAUUCAAACGGUUCAUGAACAAUCCUGUCAAAGUCUCUCGUUUAUUUAUUUAUUAUAACGCUCAAAUGAUUGAACAAAAAUCACGCGAAGUUGACGACAACGGAGUUCUUCCAAUGAAUACUGCUUUAGGUUUAAGAAAAUAUGGAGUUUGUGAAGAAAGCUAUUGGCCAUACCAAAACCAUUUAUUAAAUCAAAUGCCAUCAGAUUCAGCAUAUAAACGCGCAAGCCGUUACACAGUCGUUCCAGUUCAUACGACAAUUGAUAUAAAUGCUAUUGAAGUAUGUCUGCAUAAUCAAUUGCCAGUUUUGGUUGGCAUUAGGUUGGCUGAUGAAUCAAUUCGUGAAGUGGAACGUAAUGGCGGUUAUUUACGAGUUCCAGAUUUGAAUGGUUCAACGAUUAGUAGCGUCCAUCUGCAUGGUAUUGUGAUUGUCGGAUAUGAUAGAAGUGCGCAAUACUUCAUUUGUAGAAAUUCAUGGGGUAGACGAUGGGGAUAUCGAGGUUACUUCUACAUGCCAUAUGAAUACCUAACUCGUCCUUCUCUGGUUGAUGAUGUAGGUGGUAUUUGGUCAAUUUUGAAAAUCCUACCUCGCACAAACACAUUACCGACUGUUCGUCGAUUACUGUUAUCUUGA